This is a messenger RNA of Topomyia yanbarensis, 480 nucleotides long. RefSeq names its product ubiquinol-cytochrome-c reductase complex assembly factor 2. Bases 160 to 480 code for a protein of 106 amino acids. NCBI's taxonomy places the organism in Eukaryota, Metazoa, Arthropoda, Insecta, Diptera, Culicidae. Gene Ontology annotation, biological process: mitochondrial respiratory chain complex III assembly. Gene Ontology annotation, cellular component: mitochondrial matrix. The transcript is spliced from 2 exons. The record is from RefSeq and is a predicted model, not a curated record.
UGAACUCGCAUGUGGCGAGAAAUGUCAAAACAAAACAACGAUGCAAAACAAACUAGUUUAUCAUCAGCGUAGAAUGCGUGCAGCGUAAUUUCGUUGGAUUGUAUUUGAUUAUCAUACGGGAAUAUUAUAUAACUUCACAACUCGUCGCCCUCCCGGAUAAUGUCCACCCAGUACAAUCGCUUUCUAAAGCUGCUCGAACGUUGGCCCGUUGAUCAGAGCAAAGGCGGUCGUGAUUUGGGACAGUAUUUGCGCGAGCAGUUAAAAGCCGUCCUCGGCGCAGAAAACAUCAUUGCCGUUAACGACGAACGAUUGGGCCGGCAGCAUCGGGCUCUGGAGAACAUUCUCAACGACACUCAUCGUAGUGCGUAUCCGCGAAAAUACAAUUCAACUGCAACCGGACUAACAGGGGACCAGUGUCGGGAGGUACUAUCGUCGGAGUUCCUUGCGUAUCUGAACAAAGAGGACGGACCCGAGAAGUAG